AUGCGUGAUGAAGUUUCAAAGUAUGGAGAUGUGGUUCUCAGCGAAGAAGAAGUCCAAGAGUUAGUUGUGUUGUGUAGCCUCAGCAAGAAUAGCUCAAUAGUUCAACUCUUAGCUUCCGAGAAACUAAACGGCGAUAAUUAUUCGGUAUGGAAAUCAAAUCUAAAUACAAUUCUGGUAGUUGACGAUCUAAGAUUUGUCUUAACUGAGGAAUGUCCUCAAGGCCCAGCCUCAAAUGCUAACCGAACUGUUCGGGAAGCAUACGAUCGAUGGGUCAAAGCCAAUGAAAAGGCCCAUUUUUACAUUCUUGCCAGCAUGUCUAAUUUUUUGGCAAAGAAACAUGAAUCCUUAGCUACGGCUAAAGAGAUAAUAGAUUCAUUAAGAGAAAUGUUUGGGCAACCAUCGUGGUCCCUUAGACACAAGGCAAUUAAGCACAUUUACACAAAGUGGAUGAAGGAGGGGACCUCUGUUAGAGAACAUGUCCUGGACAUGAUGAUGUACUUCAAUAUCGCUGAAGUAAACGACGGACCCAUUGAUGAGGCUAAUCAGAUUAGCUUUAUCUUACAAUCUCUUCCGAAGAUUUUUAUACCUUUUGAGACAAAUGCGUCUUUAAAUAAGAUAGAAUUUAACCUCACUACCCUUCUUAACGAGCUCCAGCGAUUCCAAAACCUUACUUUAGGUAAGGGGAAGGAAGUGGAAGCAAAUGUUUCUACCACUAAGAAAAAAUUUAUAAGAGGAUCGUCCUCUAAAAACAAAGCUGAACCCUCUAAAGCUCAAAUGAAAAAGAAGGGAAAAGGGUAG
This is a messenger RNA of Benincasa hispida (wax gourd), 798 nucleotides long. NCBI's taxonomy places the organism in Eukaryota, Viridiplantae, Streptophyta, Magnoliopsida, Cucurbitales, Cucurbitaceae. The record is from RefSeq and is a predicted model, not a curated record.